UCUUCUGAUCUCUCACUAGACGUCCUUUCGGCCACAACCCCUCGUCUGCUCGUUCAAAAUGGCCUCCCUCGUGCAGCGCCCUGUCCUCGGCGCCCGCGUGGCUGCCCAGCGCCCUCGCGUUGCUGCUCGCAAGGCGGUGACCGUGCGCGCAAAGUAUGGCGAGCAGUCGCGGUACUUCGACCUGCAGGACCUGGAGAACACCACCGGCUCGUGGGACCUGUACGGUGUUGAUGACAAGAAGCGUUACCCGGAGAACCAGAGCAAGUUCUUCACCCAGGCUGCAGAUAUCCUCUCCCGCCGUGAGGCGCUGCGCGCCUUUGUUGCCCUGUCCGGCGUUGCUGCUAUCGCCACCUUUGGCCUGAAGGGCGCGAAGGAUGCUUCUCUGCCCAUUACUAAGGGACCCCAGACCAGCGGCGAGAACGGCAAGGGCGGUGCUAUCCGCAGCCGGCUGUAAACGCAGCAGCUGUAAGCCUGAAAAUUUUGCUUGCUGCUUGACGUGACAGGUGUCCAGCGUGGGUGCUUUUUACCUUUUAUUGAGCAGUAUGAGAAUAUGUGAAGACCUUUUAGGCCAAAGGUCGAUGUAUGGCUUGUGCCGCCUCAGACCAAUCGUUUCAACUGCGGAUGCGGGCGGCGCCGUUUUUUGGGUGUCGAACGGUGGGCAGUCAUUCGACCUGUAACCGUUUUUGGAAUUGAAAGU
Molecule: messenger RNA, 697 nt
Organism: Volvox carteri f. nagariensis
Lineage: Eukaryota; Viridiplantae; Chlorophyta; Chlorophyceae; Chlamydomonadales; Volvocaceae
Gene: psaH
Product: photosystem I reaction center subunit VI, chloroplast precursor
Exons: 4
Coding region: 59-454 (131 amino acids)
Biological process (GO): photosynthesis
Cellular component (GO): chloroplast thylakoid membrane; photosystem I reaction center; photosystem I
Source: RefSeq, a predicted model, not a curated record